AUGAAACCAAAAGUGGUGAAGUACAUCUCCAACAGUUUGACUUGUGAUCAAGUCAAGGCAGAACACCAAUUUUCUUAUGGAAAGGUUCAAUCACUACAAACACAAGCCGGGAAAUGGGAAGACAUUACUAUGGAAUUUGUGAUGGGCCUACCAAGAACAAGUAAAGGGAACAAUGUCAUUUGGGCGAUUGUAGAUCGCUUGACUAAAAGUUCACUCUUCCUUGAUAUAAAGGAAUCAACCCCUUUAAAAAAGCUUGCAAAAAUCUAUGUUGAUGAAGUGGUGAGACUGCACGGUCCCGAACUCGUGAGGCUAACAAAUGAAAAGAUAGAAGUUAUUCAAGCUAACAUCAAGGCGGCUCAAGAUAGGAAAAGAAGUUAUGCAAGUUUGAAGCAAAAACCUUAUGACAUAAAAGAAGGUGAAUUGGUAAUGUUGAAAGUCUCCCCAUGGAAAGGAGUCAUGAGAUUCGGUAAAAAGGGUAAAUUGAAUCCAAGAUACAUUGGACCCUUCAAGAUGUUAAAAGUGGUUGGAACCCAAGCCUUUAAGUUGGAGUUUCCCCAAGAACUCCAAGGAAUACAUGAUACCUUUCAUGUAAGCUACUUGAAGAAAUACUUUGGAAAAGAGGAAUUGACAAUUCCAUUGAAGUACUUGAGAAUUGACGAGAAUAAGAGACUUAUAGAAGAACCGGAAGCAAUUCUAGAAAUAAAGACCAAAAAGAUAAGGAACAAGGAAAUUGACUUGGUGCUAGUCAAAUGGAAGCAUGUGCUCGGCUCCAAUAUCACAUGGGAGACAAAAGAAGAAAUGAUGAGGAGGUACCCUACCAUCGUAGACUGCGAGGCGAUUCCAAGGACGGGAUCCUCUUAA
Molecule: messenger RNA, 861 nt
Organism: Lactuca sativa (garden lettuce)
Lineage: Eukaryota; Viridiplantae; Streptophyta; Magnoliopsida; Asterales; Asteraceae
Source: RefSeq, a predicted model, not a curated record